Molecule: messenger RNA, 2688 nt
Organism: Aureococcus anophagefferens
Lineage: Eukaryota; Pelagophyceae; Pelagomonadales; Pelagomonadaceae
Exons: 5
Coding region: 4-2688 (894 amino acids)
Biological process (GO): protein peptidyl-prolyl isomerization
Cellular component (GO): cytoplasm
Molecular function (GO): peptidyl-prolyl cis-trans isomerase activity
Source: RefSeq, a predicted model, not a curated record
ACGAUGCAAACGAUAAAGCGCUCGAGCGCUGCGUUCGCCCUCGUGGCGGCCGUGGGCCUCCAGAUGAUGUGCACGAAGCUCGACAUCCCCGUGACGAAGAUCGCGCGCAACGUCUUCUCGUCGGCGACGCCGCCGCCCGUGGAGGCGAAGCACUGCCCCGUCUACACGUGCGCCGACGGCGCGCUCGCGAAGGAGCUCACGGUCGUCGUCACCGUCAAGGACGCCUGCAGCCAGAUGCCGGGCUUCGUCAGGGCGCUCGAGGACGUCGUCGGCACGGACACGGCGCUCAUCGUGACCUACCCCAAGUUCGACUCCUGCGACCCGCUGGACCUCGGCGUCGACUUCGGCCCCUGGCGGUCCUGGCAGACGAUCCCGCUGCCGCCGAGCAGCUCGCCCAUGCGCGGCUGGCUCGACGCCGUGCCGCUGAUCAGGACCGAGUACGCGCUCCUGCUCCACAACGACGGCUACGCGCUCGAUUCGUUCUUCGCGUGCGAACUCGUGCAGUCGCUCAAGGCGCGCGACGCGUCCUACGUCGUCGCGGCGCCCAUGCUCUACGAGUCCAAGGCCGACGGCUCCCUCGCCGCCCACGCGACGCAGAGCCGGCUGCGCCUCCAGGGCGGCCACGUCCGCCACGACCACUCGGUGGCGAAGGCUUUAAACCGCGGCGGCGACAUCCCCGAGGGCGACCAGGCCGACUUCCUCGAGGACCACGGCUUCGUCAUCAAGACGCAGGCCAUCGCGGGCAUCAUCGACCCCCACGCGUCCUAUACUUUGGAGUACAUCGACAUGAUCCUGUCGCUGAAGGCGAACAAAUGGAAGGUGCUCUUCGUGCCGUCGGCGCGCCUCGAGUUCCGCAUCGCCGAGUUCUCCUGGCGCGACGUGCCCUACUUCAUGUACAAGCGCAGCGAGGCCACGUGCCACGGCACGCGGGACUACCUCGCGGCGAAAUGGCGCGCAAAGUUCCCCAACACGGGCUUCUGGACCUACAUCAAGUACACGAUCGUCGAGUCCCACGAGUACCCGGCGUCGGAGAUCUCCGUGCUGCCCUGGAAGCAGCAGGCGUCCCUCUUCCUCGGCUUCUUCCAGAUGGCGGGCUUCAACCGCUACGCCGUCGGGGGGCGGACGCGGACGUACGUCGACCUGCUCAUGGAGCUCGACAGCGGCGCCUACGAGGCGAAGCAGGCGGGCUACUUCUCCAGCGACUCGGUGGCGCUCGACGGCGUCGCGACGCGGGAGCUGAAGCGGAAGGCGUGGGCGCCCGGGGACCUCAAGCCCGUGCCGAACGCGUCCGGCGCCGAGGACCUGCUGCCGACCGUCGCCGCGCCCUGGUUCCCGACCCUCGAAGCCGACAUGCCCCUCGAGUACCUGCCCUUCGCCGUCGCCAAGCUCGCGUUCCCCGACGGCGCGUGCGCGGACGCGCUCGGGUCGGGCCCGGGCCAGUUCUGGGCGGGCUUCUGCGGCGUCGCCGUGCAGAAGCCCGAUGGCUGCGAGUGCUGGGUCAACAUGCCGACCUUCAAGUCGCGCAGCCUCGUGGCCGACGUGCUCGCGCGCGUCGCGUCCGUGCUCAAGGUGCCGAGCCGCAUCACGACGUACCUCGAGAUGGCGCUGGGCUCGACGAACCCGGCGGGCCGCCACGUCCUGCCCGUGGAGCGCGGCUGGCAGGCGCGCGUGACCAAGGCGUUGGCGGCGAACGUGCGCCGGGCGUCGUCCGACCUGCCGCCCGCGGAUCUCGCGGCGACGCUCGAGUCGACGCUCGCGCGCGCGGCGCUCACGGUCUACACCUGCGGCGGCGCGAAAGACGCCCAGGCCGAGAGCCUCGAGCCCUGCGACGCCGUGCACUUCGGCUUCUCCCGGGCGGACACGGUCGUCCACUUCUCCGGCCGGCCGCCGGCGCCGCCGAGCCGCUCGACCUUGGCGGAGACGUGGCGCCGCGAGCUGCCCGGCGGCAGCGGCACGAAGGCCCAGGCGUCCGCCCGACCACCCCGCCGUUGUAUGAGCUCACUCGUGCAAGCGACGCCUCCGCCUUUGGAUGAUCGGACCUUUCCGUUGGACGUGCUCGGCGACGGCGGCGUCGUCAUCAAGAAGCUAAGCAAGCGCGGCGCGGGCGACUCGCCCGAGGAGGGCGACCACGUGCAGGUGAACUAUGUGGGGCGCGUCAAGGGCAAGGAGGACGAGUUCGACCGGAACCACGGGGGCUACCCCUUCGAGUUCACGGUCGGCGCGGGCAAGGUCGUCAAGGGCUGGGACGAGGCCAUCAAGGUGCUCAAGGUCGGCGACGCCGCCGUCGUCGAGCUCGCGCCGGACUACGGCUACGGCGCCGAGGGCUCCGAGGACGACGUGCCGCCGGGCGCGACCUUGGUCUUCGACAUGGAGCUCGUCGACAUCAAGGAGCGCAUCAAGGGCAGCGGCGCCGCGGACCGCGAGCGCCUCGUCCAGCUCCGCGCCGAGCGCGAGGCCGCGGCCGCCGCCGCCGCGGAGAAGAAGGCCACCAUCGCCGCCAAGGCGGGCGCGAAAUCCGCGCUCGCGGAGAAGCUCGCGAACAAGAACAAGAAGGGCGGCGGCAAGAAGGAGAAGAAGGAGUGGAAGCCCCCGGAGAAGAAGGAGAAGCCGGCCAAGGCCGCCAAGGGCAAGAAGGGCAAGGCCGCGGCCGCGGCGUCCGAGGCGACGACGCCGCCGCCGUCGCCCUGA